UUGUGACGUUUCAGGUGAGGUCAGAACAGCAGCAACAAUGGCGAAUGUAUGUGGCGCCUUGAUAGUUUGUACCAUUUUGACGGUGUGUUGGGGACAGAACAGCUUCGACAGUAUCUUGAGUGAUGUGACAGCUUGCGAGGAAGGAUGCACCAAGUCUUAUUCCCCCCACACUAACCCAAAUCCAAGUAACCAUGUUGCGUGUGCCAGAGGCUGCCGCCUCUAUUCCAUCAGCAACAUCAUCGUUGAAAACCAUGACCAUGGAAAUGCUGUUGAUGGCAGUGAUGCACAUCCAGUGAGGAAUACUUGUUAUAAUGCAUGUGUGGAAGCAUACAAUGAGACAUCACCCAGUACAGCAUCAUGCAAGGUUGGCUGUGACUCUCAGGAGAUCAAGGUGGCCGAGUCCAAGAAAAAGGACGAUGAUGAGGGACCCUCAAUCCAUCUGCUGAGUCCACUGAGGCAGGUGCAUUCUGUGUACUCCUCGUUCGUUGGGGCUGUCCACAUUGUCCGUUCAUCACUGGUCACAUACUUCAUGAGCGAUGACAGCUCCAUUGUGGUUGUUGAGUCUGAACCACAGGUUUUCAUGGAGGUGUUGUCAGAAGCUGAGGUUGAAAACCCUCUCCAGGAGGCACUCCAGCAGUCCCGACAAAUGCCUAUGAUGGAACCCGUUGAAGAUCCAUCAGUCGUGCACUGUGUAUCCCGACGUCUUGGUGUUCCUCCAUACUUGUUGGUGGCCUCAGUUCUGGUUCUGGUUCUCUUUACGGUGUAUGUGAUUUUUGCAGUGUGUACCACAGCCACUCCUCCCAAGGCCAAGGCUUAUGCGAGUGGACUAAGUGUACAGGCAGAUCCCAUUCAUAUGCCAGUGAAAUUAGUGCGACCAGAGGACCUGACUCGACUUAGUCUUACAGAAGAGGAAGAUCUGCAGGCACCACCACUCCCUACAAAGGUUAAACUCCCAGACUCUGUCAUUUAGCCACAGUUGCUACAAAUGGGAACAAUAAUUAUAGGUUUGGCAAUUUAACUAGAUUAUACAGUAUACAUACUGGUAUAUAUAUAUAAUCACACCUACUUUUUUCCUUAAUCACAUUAAUCACUACUUUUUUCUUCACACUGAAACAGGAUUGUGCUACAGUUUUUAUUUAAUUUAUACAGUAGAUAAUCAUUUUACCGUGCUUAAAAGGCGGUUCACUUGCAUGGUUAAGCCCUUAGCCAGGUUGCCCCCCUCCCCUCCCAGGAGAAAAAAUUGAGAAAACGAAGCUUCUAACACAAAUAUGCGAGGGUGUGUAUCGCCACCAAUAUUAUUCUAUUCCUGCUUGUUUAGUGGCUAACUAUAAUAUCUUUCAGGCAUAUAACUCAAUAAAUGUCUGUUUGUCAGGGUUGAGGAGUGGUGGUGUUAAUGUUGUGGGGGGCUAACUUCAUGGGAGCUGUGUGGCUGGGCUGUGUGCCCCCAGUUACAUGCACCCUGCUUACAAAUAUUUAUGGCACUUGAUACAGCUCAUAACUAUUGGUAUAUAUAAUAAAUGUAAGCAUACAUUGUUUUCAUGCUUGUAUGUUUUAAAUUACCCAAAUUCAGUAGCUGCAUCAAGUGCCAUAAAUAUUUAUAAGCAAAGUAAAUUUCCCCAGGCACAGUCCAUGUGGCUGGCUGCCUACUGCAAAGUUGCCACAUUGUUUAUUUUUCUUAUAUCUACUAAAUAACUCAAUACAAUAGUGCGAUGAAAAAUUUAAAACUUGAUAAAAAUGAUAAGUGCGUGACUAGUGUUAAUUUGCCGAGCCAACCUUUAUAAAGCAAUCAAUUAUAUUAAAGAGUGUGUGGUUUUGGACUGAAUGCUAUCGCUUCAACCCUUCGCACGCCAAUUUCCGCACGCACUGCGGUGGGAAUUUGAAAAUUAAUUAUCUUCCAUACAUGUUUAAGAGGUGUUUGAUGUGGUUAAAUAGUAAUAUCAGUUUCAAUUAAUAAAGCACAGUAAAACUCUGCCUUGAAUAAACAAUUGGUGGUAAAAUGAUCGUCUACUGUAUGUCUUUAAAGAAAGUUUAAUUUAUUUCACAUUCAAAAUAUUCUUCACCUCUUUUCAGUUCACUUUUCUUGAUGUAUUAAGUAACCAGCAUAAAUAGAGCUAUGUGUUAAGUAGGUAAAAUACAUGUUAGGAAAUGGCCUUAUUGUACAAUAAUUAAAGAUUUAAAGUAUUUUCUUCACUUGAUAGAUAACUGGAACUUUUUUUUGAGUGAGUAUAGUAUUUUAAGGGAGUUUUGGAUAGUAUCAAUUUACUUAUGCUUUGGAUUUCACACAUUGUAUAUAGAGGAUAUAUAACAAUUUGCAUUCCUGGUAAAACACGUGUAACUGCUUCCAGUCAUAGUAGUAUAAAAAAUUGCAAUGUCCUUAAGUGAAAUGUUAUCAGAUUUACUCUUGAUGGCUUAAAUUUAAGUACUGUACAGUAUUUGUAUGCAAUAAGAUAGUUCAAAAGAGGGAGAGAGAAUAAGCCGCAAUGUCAGAUCAAUAAUAGUGUUGGCAAUCAUGUUAAUACAAAUUCCUUGAAACAGUCUUGAUGCUUAAAGUGAGUAAAUCAAUGGGUUUUAAGAUGGGUAAUGCCUAUGCUUUAUUUAUUUCAGCUUUCUGCUAAGUAUUGAAUUUGCAUUUGUAUAGAUAUUGCCAAUUUUUCAUAAGACAGAACCAGUUACAGUAUUACCAAAGUUAGUGUUAUCAGAUUUUUAUAUUUAUUAUAGAUGUGCCAUUUUAUUUGGUGUAACAUUUUUCUCAAUACAGUAUACUCUUGAUUUAAUGGAAUCCGAUAUAAUGAACUCGAUUUAGUGGAAGGCAUUUUUCCAUUAUGUUUUUGCUCGAUUUAGUGAAAUAGUUAGCUAAAUCGAGAUUAAUUCCAUUAAGACACUCUCACCUAUGGAGACACCUCAGACAUGAUACAUUAAAACCUAUUUCAGCCUAUGGCAAAUGUACUAAAUGUAUAAACAUGAUAAAUAAUGAAAUAAAAAACCCCAUAUAAGAUGCUCCCCCCAUUUUAGCAGGGAGUAUUUUGGAAACUGGUAUCAGUUACAAAGUUUUUACAUUUUGUCUUUAUUCAGGACAUUUUCAGAGGCAACUGAAUUUACACACCCUCCAAUGCCACCAACACACACCCUCCAACACCACCAGCAUACACCCUCCAACAUUUGUUAUUAUAUACAGUAUUCUCGUAUGAUCAGCCUCUUAUGGUUUAUGUUUUAACAUUGAUAAUAUAAAAUAUUAAAUACUACUACAGUAUAGAAAAAAUACAAUAUAUAAUCAUUAAUUUGCAUAGAAAUGAAAUGAGGUAAAAAUAAGUAUUUUACUGUAUAUGAAGGGAACUGGUAUUAAUAAGCUCAAAUUAUUAAUGUAUCUCUUAAUAAAUGUUUUUGAAGUUAAA
Messenger RNA from Homarus americanus (American lobster), 3392 nucleotides. Its product is annotated as transmembrane protein 59-like. The record is from RefSeq and is a predicted model, not a curated record. Lineage: Eukaryota; Metazoa; Arthropoda; Malacostraca; Decapoda; Nephropidae. The coding region runs from base 38 to 970 and encodes 310 amino acids. The transcript has 6 exons.